UACUAGAAAAAAAAAAAUAAAAAAAAAAAAAAAUAAAUAAGAGCCAGACAAUACAACAUCAUCAACAUGCAAGCAGCUUUGUGCAUUGCCCCAACCAUUCUCCCCUUAAUGCCCUGCAAAGUCUUCUCCCAGCAAGCGAUUUCCCAACCAAAGCUCGGCAGUUCACUUGCUUCCCAUUGUCCCCCUCUCAAAGAAACUGCCGCUACCUAUGACACCUCUUCCACGUUUGAUUACAGUUCUGCCUUCUCUGUGUUUCCAGCGGAGGCAUGUGAGACAAUUGGUGGAGAUGCUUGUUUGGCAGAGAUGUACCCUGAAGUAAGGCUGCAACCAGAGGCCAGAAAUGAGAGGGCAAGAGCCUCGGAGGCCAUUGAAAGAGAUUACUUUGAGUACAAUGAAGCCAAGACUUUUUGACAGGGUUUUCAAGGCAGAAGCUUGCGACGAUCUUGGAGGAAUAUUCUGCGAGCGUGAGUAUCAGAGAGGAGUUUACUAGAUCAAGAAAGCAAAUAUUGUUCGGGCUCACUACUGGAAAAACGAUGCUUGAAAAAGUAAAUGAAUGGAUGUACAAUGGGAAGAAAGAAAAAGAAUGGAUAAAUAAGGCUUCCAUAAUAACUCCCUAUAAAUUGAAACUCAUCUUCGUCUUACAGUGAUCAAUGCCAUCAUUGGAUUUUUAUAACA
Pistacia vera is the source of this 675-nucleotide messenger RNA. RefSeq names its product light-regulated protein 1, chloroplastic. NCBI's taxonomy places the organism in Eukaryota, Viridiplantae, Streptophyta, Magnoliopsida, Sapindales, Anacardiaceae. Bases 67 to 411 code for a protein of 114 amino acids. The transcript has 3 exons. The record is from RefSeq and is a predicted model, not a curated record. Gene Ontology annotation, cellular component: chloroplast.